Molecule: messenger RNA, 5471 nt
Organism: Lymnaea stagnalis (great pond snail)
Lineage: Eukaryota; Metazoa; Mollusca; Gastropoda; Lymnaeidae
Source: the annotation of a GenBank genome assembly
ACUGAAGUAUAAAAGGGCUAUCUAAUGGGUUUAAAGACACCAGCCUUAAAGUCUGUAAUUUAAUGCAAAGUUUCCAAUUCUCUUCAAGGAUUUGAACACCUAUUCUGAAACGUUAAGUUGUUGUUGGUGUCAUUAAAAUGAUUGUGGCUGCAGCGAACAGUACCACUGGACGGAUUGUCUUCGACGAAAUGAAAGGAUUACAGCAAAAUACGGCAAUCAGGACACGAAAUAAGAAAAGUUUGUAUGAGUUUUGCCAUUUAAAAAAAAAUGGAAUCUUAAUAAUAACUUUUAUAAAUGUUUUGUUGUGAAAGUGCGGUUAAAUUAAUUAAUCACCUUAAGUAUAUUUAGGAAGACUUUACAAAGUAGAUUAUUAUAAUGGCUAAUGUAACUUAAAGUGAAGCACUAACAGUCCAUCAAUAAAAGCUUUUAUGGAUAAUGCUGUAAAGUUUUAACAAAUAUGUAUGUAAACAAAAUUUCAAAAUCAGUUCUAACAUAUAUAUAUAUAUAUAUAUAUACACAUAUAUAUUAUAUAAUACCAAAAAAAAUGAAAAUACAACGUGAUCAGAUUAUGGUAGUAGCCAUUGACGUUUCUACAAGCAGCAAUCAGAUGAUGGUAGUAGCCAUUGACGUUUCUACAAGCAGCAAUCAGAUUAUGGUAGUAGCCAUUGACGUUUCUACAAGCAGCAAUCAGAUUAUGGUAGUAGCCAUUGACGUUUCUACAAGCAGCAAUCAGAUUAUGGUAGUAGCCAUUGACGUUUCUACAAGCAGCAAUCAGAUGAUGGUAGUAGCGAUUGACGUUUCUACAAGCAGCAAUCAUUUUAAAUUAAUUUUAUGUUUCCUAUGGGUGGCCGUAUCAUACAAUGUUUGAUUGACAAAAUCUUCCUAACUAUUUUGGAUAGGACAUGUUGGCUUUAGGGUAGCGCCACCAAUGUUUUUCUAUCAGCUAGUUCUAUUUAAUUAUUAAGUUUAAUCUGAUUAUCUUUUAUGUUUCUUACUAUAUCACACACGGUCAUUAAUGAUGAUUCCAAUUAUGCUUCAUUUACAAUAAUUGUCGAAGCCUUUCCAUUGUGUUAAUGAAGAUCACUUUAAACAAUCUAUUGAACUCUGUAGGUGGCCAUCAAUGCAUUUAAACUUUUUUUUUUUUUUUUUUUUUUUUUUUAUUAUUUAUAUUUUUUUUUUUUUUUUUUUUUUUUUUUUUUAGCAAAAACUAAUAUAUUAGUGAAAUCGACGCCUCUGAUAAGUAACAAUAUAUCGGACAAUGCAUUGUGUCUACUCUAAGCUCUGAUCAGUAACAUUAUACUGGACGACUUAUUCUCUCCUCUACUUAGCUAUCUGCUAUUGUCAAUUGAUCUCUGCUUAAAGAGUACAAAUUGAUAAUAAAUUGUGAAUGUUUAAAAUCCAAUUGAUUAAAAAUCAUUUAAAUCUAUUCCAUAAGUGUGGGAAAACCUAACAUAAUAAUAUUACAAAUAUUUUUUUUUUGUAUUUUUAAGUACACGAACCUAAAGUUUUUAAAAUAAGUUUAAAAUGAAUAAAAAAUCAUUGAAUUGACUAUCAUUUUGUUACGUGACUAGUAUGUUGAUUAAUGAAGUGUUACAUGCCUUAGUAUAACUCUUAGUGACAAUUCUGUUGGUUAUUGAAGUGUUACAUGCCUUAGUAUAACUCUUAGUGACAAUUAUGUUGGUUAAUGAAGUGUUACAUGCCUUAGUAUAACUCUUAGUGACAAUUAUGUUGGUUAUUGAAGUGUUACAUGCCUUAGUAUAACUCUUAGUGACAAUUAUGUUGGUUAAUGAAGUGUUACAUGCCUUAGUAUAACUCUUAGUGACAAUUAUGUUGGUUAAUGAAGUGUUACAUGCCUUAGUAUAACUCUUAGUGACAAUUCUGUUGGUUAAUGAAGUGUUACAUGCCUUAGUAUAACUCUUAGUGACAAUUAUGUUGGUUAAUGAAGUGUUACAUGCCUUAGUAUAACUCUUAGUGACAAUUAUGUUGGUUAUUGAAGUGUUACAUGCCUUAGUAUAACUCUUAGUGACAUAAAAAUACACGUAUUUGUUGAGUCAGACCGUAAAUCCCCGAGCCACCAAAUAAUUAAUUUUUUAUUUUUUUUUACUGUUCAAACAUUAGAGAGUUUUAUAUAGAAUGAAUAUUGGAGACUUUUCUAUAUAUUCUACUUUAAAAAAGUUAUGGAAACAUGCAUCAACAGAGAGAUUGCAAUAAGACAUAUUGGUCUUCUUUAUUUCUUGUUACAUUAUGAUGAUUUGUAAAGAAAAUAAAAAACCUUAUGUAUUGAUACAGACUCAGGACAGCGGAUACAUCCAGAGGUACACUUUGAGGGAGCUUCCCCGCAGGAAUUCUACUGCAAAAAUAAAACCAAAUAUGUCUCAUUCCCAUCUAUAAAACUUGAGUGUCUUCCGUGCGAACUGCGCCACGAAUCCGUGCUACGGUUCCUGAGUCUACUAGGGACACUAACGUGUUCUGUCGAGGUUAGGAAAAGUCGCAAAGGAACGGGUUCACUGAUACCAAGAAGCCUCGGUCAAAUACGACGCAACGCAGCUUUUGAUAAAUUAACCAAUGGAAGCUGCGAGAGAGGUAGAGCGGAUGAGUACCUUGAUAUAUACAUUAUAACAUCGCGUGAAAUUAUAAGCAAUGAGGAAGACGCUGCCAGCUCAACAGUUUAUUUAUAUUACUUCAAUAAGGACUGUACAGGGAGGGAGCAAGUUCGAGGAAGCUCGGUGGUAUUCAGUCCUAUCCCAGGUGACGGUACAGUUACCCUAGUGUGUCAAGCUCCCAGUUCUCUUGCCAGCCAAAUACAGAAAAAAUCUAAAGAGUUUUUGACAUCACUUGAAGAUAUACCGUUGAACAUUCAGAAAUAUUUGGUCAACAUAGGUUUCAUGGUAAGCCAUCCCCAUGGUCAGGAGCAACACAUUUCUUACGGCGAAUACAAGCUUUCGAAGUUCUAUUCAGUAGGUUCAAGCGAUUGUGGAAGCACAUCUUCGCACUCCAGUGCUUCUUUUAAAAGUAAGUAUCACUAGUCGCCAAAGUUAAGCGUACUUAAAAUAAAAUAUAUGUCUUGUUUUAACUUUGACCCAGGGCUUUUGAGAAACAAUUAAUUACAUUGCGGUAUAAAAGCAAAACAGAUCCCUUUCUCUGAAGCAAAGUGUAUGAGUUGAACUCCAUUGUCGUUGGGUUCUUCAUGCAGACUUUCCUUGUCAAUAGUUUGCCUGAACGGCUUCUCGUUUCCUAUUUGUCAUUAAAGUCACCAAUCAAUAUUUUAAUAUCAUGUCGUAGCGCCUCUUCGUAGAUCUUUUUCAGUGUCUCAUGAAAGGAUUCAUUAACUUAUCUUUCCUAUCUUCGGUGGCUGCAUGUACAUUUGUAAAUGUUACAUUGAACAUUUUUUCCUCGCACACGCAAAGAACACAGUCUUUAAUUUAAUUUUCUUUUUUGAAGCCUAUGGCUGCACUGACUGCGUCUUUUUUUUUUACAGCAAAAUCCUUUUCCUAGGGCGUUAGUGUUGUUACCACUAAAAAUAUGGUGUAUUCUUUUUUUUUUUUUGAGGAUGUCUCACUUUUUCCAAUGGAUUUCUUGCAAUGCAGCAAUAGAUAGUCUCAUAGUUCUAUGAGAUAGAUGCGAGCCUUUUUACCCAACCGAAUUUGAUUAAAAACAGGGCUCGGACUAGGAAAACAUCCUUUGGGUAAAAGGGCUAAUAUUUUUCUUGCUAGCUAGGUCUAAAUGAAGUAAAAUUGCUGGAGGUAAAAUCCUUUUUUUCCCUUUAAAAAUCCUUUGCAUCUAACAACAAUGCCAUCAACUAAUUUGAAUCUUAGUCCUUCAAAAUAGAUUUUAAAAUAUAUUUUAUACAUUUUUAUUUUUAAAUAAUUGCCAUAGCUAAAUAGACCAAUUUUAUGGGUUCACCAACGAUCGAUCUAAAUUUAGGCGUGUAAGACAUAAGUAUAGGUCAACCGUUAUUCUGCAAGAAUUACCCAAUUCUCCAAAAAAAAAUACAUCUGGUCCAGAAAAUCCACCGAAUGCUUGGUCCUGGAGCGUCAAGCACGCUCUACUUCAUUACGCUCAUUAAUACCAUUAACGUAUGCCUAAUUAUUAAUGUGUCGUUUUAUAAACAUAUGUACUGCCACAUUGUGAUUUAUCAUCUAAUCGAAUAGACCAGACGAACGCAUCACUGAAGGCGAUAGUUUAUUCCUUCCCAUCAUGCGGUGGUUCGAUUGGAGCACCGAUAAUAACAUUCAAAGUCUGCAAGGAUCGCUGCCAGCCGGAAAUGUGGUUACACAAAGGCACGAAUAGAAAAACUGGCGAAAAUGUAUCUGAAUUUAAAGGUAAAUUUUGCUACUGUACUAUCAUUAUUAUUGCAUCUAAAAACAUAUACACUCGAUUCUAUUUUGUAACAUCUGAUUUUGAUACAAGAUCUUUUCGUUUCUUUCAAGCAAGAAUUCACUAUUUUAAAAAAAGGUAACAAUUAUUUCACAACGAUAUAUUUUUUUAAUUACUUCAAAAAAUAUCUACAACAUUUUGUUUACAAUGGAUCUUUCUACGUAUCGUUCUAGUAAGCUCAGAAAACGAUGACGCCAAUCCAGAAGCACACAGUGAACUAAAAUCUGCCAUCAGACAUUCACCUUCGAGCCAUCGUCCUGAGCGUUCACAAACCCCAGGAUGUUGGACAGUUUCAAACAGAUCUGUCCUCUCAAUCUUAAACAUAAUAAUCUCAUCAGAUCUGAAGUCCAAGCGGGCGAGAAGAGGACUUAAGCAAAGUAGAUAUGAACAAGAGCUGUCUGCUACACACAGAAACUUUCAACCCAAACUCUUGCGACAGAAAUAUACCCACAGUCAACCACGACGUCAUCAAACAAACAGAGUAUUACAUCAGCCCAAAUAACAACUUAAGGAUGUCACAUUUUUAAUUUUUUUCGUUUACUACAAGCUAAAAAUGUGAUUUGUAAAAUAAGAUGUGUACAAUUUCGCUAAGGUAACAAUUAACAUUAUUUUUCGUAAGGUUUUUGACAAAGUUGGCAUUAAAUAAAACAAAAAAACGGGAGAUUGAAAUUAAAUAAACAUUUAAUAUAUUCGCAAGUUUUUUAAAACAGUUCUAAAUCAAAACAUGAUCAACAUUAAUUAAUGAUUAUUUUUCAAAUAUAAAAUAUUUAGGAAACAAAAACAAAAAUAACAAAGUUAAUUAUUUAAUCACAUUUACAAGUUAUUUCAAGAUGAACAAUGGUAUAUUUUUUUUUAAAUGUAGAGUCUAUGUUGUGUUCCUUGAAUCAUCACAUAACACACAUGAAGGCCAUUGGCUAUUUUUAUAGCUGUCCAUAAAUCAUGUUCACCUACACAUCUAGCUAGUCCCUUGAAUACAUGGCCUUUGCCAUGUUCUUUACAAGUCAAUGUUUAGCUGAACAAAUCUCUUUUCACAGGCAUAUCAAGGGAUUUAACUCGGCUCUCCGCAGAUCAACUAAUACACAGUUAUAUUUUCA